This is a messenger RNA of Leguminivora glycinivorella, 4987 nucleotides long. RefSeq names its product TBC1 domain family member 16 (gene TBC1D16). Gene Ontology annotation, molecular function: GTPase activator activity. NCBI's taxonomy places the organism in Eukaryota, Metazoa, Arthropoda, Insecta, Lepidoptera, Tortricidae. The transcript has 7 exons. Gene Ontology annotation, biological process: activation of GTPase activity. The coding region runs from base 79 to 2271 and encodes 730 amino acids. Gene Ontology annotation, cellular component: early endosome. The record is from RefSeq and is a predicted model, not a curated record.
GUAGGUGUUUAUGCGCGUAGUACACACACAGCCGCGCUCCGAUGAGGUCGCUCGCGAUAACGUAAACGGGAAAUGUGAAUGAUGCCGCUUCCCGAACUGUUGAAAAGGGCCUCGAGUUACUUCCUAGGACUGGAGUUCGAGGACUACGAAGAACUGCCCGACUAUGUCGACAAUGAAAUAUUGUUCUGCAAAAACAACGUGUGCGUACAUCCUCCGACUGUCGCGAGGCAUGAGCUCGAUGUUAUCCACCAUCCAGGCUAUCUAACUGUCACUACCAAGGUAUUUACAGAUCAACAUAACAAUGCCAAACGACCCACGCUAUUCUUAAACUGGAUACCUAAUUCUACGCUCAAGAAAUGCCCUUCAGCCGUAGAAACAAGUCCGAGCGAUGAAUUGGGACUACGCAAAACUACCAAAGAAACCAAACCAAAGGACUCAAAUAAAAAGAUCGAUUCUAACAACGAAAAUGCAUUUUCAGACUCUUCGGAAACAACCAGUAUUAAUUCUAACUCCGACAAACAUAGUAUUAAGUCUAAUGAUAUGCGAUACACGCAGAAUGAAACUACUACGCAAGAUGAUUUGACAUCCAGCUCAAAACCUACAGUAAAGACCGUAGAUUCGACCAAAGAUAGCGUUUUCGGUAGUUUUGAGAAAGAUGAAAACAAGGAUGAUGUGUUUAUGUUUGAUAAACACGUGAGGUCGCAGUCUAUGACAUCAGUCAACAUAACUAUUGCUAAUCCGACUGUCGAGAACAUCGAUUUGACUCCUGACUCGGUGUCUGGUGACAAGUUUAUAAGGUCGCUCUCUAUGAGCUCGUGCGACGAAGGCAACCCCAAUUGGAUGAGCACUCCGGAAUUUCUGGCGCUGAAGCACAACCUGGUGUUCCCUGAGAGUGUGCAGAGCUCACCGGUGCCACAGAGACGCGCGCCGAUUAAAUGUCGAAGGUUCUCCGUAGACCUGAGUCAGAUGCGAUCCCUACGGCUAUUCUUCAACGACGACAACUGCACGUGCGGGCAACUGGUGGUUGCGUCUCGGGAAUCGCAGUACAAAAUCCUGCACUUUCAUCAUGGCGGUCUGGACCAUCUGGCACAAGUGUUACAUCGGUGGCAUUCACUGCUGCACAACAUCAGGCGAGCGCCGGGAUCAGAAGAGCCCAAUUUGCCGUAUCGACAUUUCAUGGUCUGCCGUCCCGAAGUACAAAAAUCAGAGCAGCAUCCUGAAGAAGGAAAGAUACCGAAAAUCACACCUGAAAUAUUUUACGGAAAAGUUAUGAAUGGGAAGGGGUUGAUUGAAGACGACUUGUUCUUGAGAAAAGGCGUUUUCUUUGGAGGGUUAGAUAAGGAAUUACGAAGAGAAGUCUGGCCUUUUUUGCUGCAUUGUUACCCAUAUAAUACUACUUAUGACGAAAGGGAAAUUAUUCUUCAAUUAAGGACUAGAGAAUAUGAAGAAAUUACCCGGAAAAGGCUGGAGAAGAUGACCCCGGAACAAUACGCACUGUUUUGGAAGAAUGUGCAGUGCGUUAUUGAGAAAGACGUAGUGAGGACAGAUCGGGGAAAUCCAUUCUUUGCCGGAGAAAACAAUUAUAAUGUAGAGCUAAUGAAGAAUAUUUUGCUGAAUUAUGCUGUAUAUAAUCCUGUGUUAGGCUACACGCAAGGCAUGAGUGACUUGCUGGCGCCCGUUCUCUGUGAAAUAAAAUGCGAAGCCGAAGCCUUCUGGUGUUUUGUGGGGCUGAUGCAGCGCGCCAUAUUUGUUUGCACGCCUACGGACAAUGAUAUGGAUAUUAAUCUUAGCUAUCUACGUGAAUUGAUAAGGAUAAUGUUACCGCAUUUCUACAAACACUUGGAAAAGCACGUGGACGCCAUGGAACUUCUCUUCUGUCAUCGGUGGAUAUUAUUAUGUUUCAAGCGAGAAUUCACGGAAGCCGUAGCGCUUCGCAUGUGGGAAGCGUGCUGGGCGAACUACCAGACGGACUACUUCCACCUAUUCCUCUGCCUGGCCAUCAUAGCGGUGUACGCCGAUGACGUCAUCGCUCAAGGCCUCAACACUGAUGAGAUGCUGUUGCACUUCAGUUCAUUAGCGAUGUACAUGGACGGUCAGCUGAUCCUGCGCAAAGCUCGGGGCCUACUCCACCAGUUCCGGCAGCUGGUUCGUAUUCCUUGCUCUCUGGCCGGAUUGUGUCAGCGCUGCGGCCCCGGCAUCUGGGACUCGGCACACCGGCCCAGCGUCGAGUGCAAUGGAGAACACGACUUCUGCAAAUACGCUGUACAGUAGCUUAUGACUGUAACAGACAAGACAUAGUGGCACUACAAAAAUCUGCGGACAGCAACUGAUCCUUCACAAAGCACGAGAAGAUUUAUUUACAUCAGUUCCGGAUUGUCCGCGUCUCCUGCUCGCUAGCGGGUCAGUACCGAAAAUAAUUCUGCGACUUACUUGGUUGGCACGUUGACCCAAAAUGAGCCUUGGUGUUAGAGACACAAGAGCACGCCAACUUGCUCAAUCCAGAGCAAAAUGAUGCCAUCAGCCUACCCUGAUGCUGGGCGCCUUAUUGUAUUAAUAUGCAAUUCUGCGUUGCUUUGCCAUUUUGUUCAACCUUCGUGCUACAAAUAGACAGAACGGGGAGGAUUGAUGAUUGAUAUUGUCGCAGUACCUACUAUGGUCAGGCCACUCUUUGCCAAAGUAAAUAUUAAGCCUGGCGUCCACUGAGGUUGAAUCGUACAUUUAGAGUACAUUUGAUACGUCGCUAAUUAAUGGAUGCAGUUUUUAACCGACUUCAAAAAAGGAGGAGGUUCUCAAUUCGACUGAUUUUUUAUUUAUUUUUUGUAUGUAUGUUACUCGAUUUCUUACAUACACGCAUAUAUUAAUAUUUAGUUAAAAGAAAAAUUCAUGCAUUAAGGUUUAAAAUAAAAAGAAGCUGAUUUGACUAGUAGGAAACUAGCCUAUUAACGAGGUCGACUCGGUGCGCCUAGUGGACGCCAGGCUUUAAACAUCACUUUGGCCACUUGACGUUUCUAAUCUGUUAAUAUAAAUGUGAUCUUUUCUUAGCAUUAAAAUUUAACGGUACGUAUUAUUUCAUUUGCUAAUGACAUAAAUUAUAUAAACAUGACCAUUAAAUAGUGAGCGAUUAAUUAUAAUAGGUACCUACAUAUAAAAUUGGUUGCUUAGAAAUACGUAAUAUACAAGACUGCUUGUAGAUUUAAUUAUGUUCAUUACUAAGGCAUGCCAAUCAGAAUCUUUCCAACUAUGUAGCCAUGUGCAAGAAAAGUCCUCUUUUAUUAAAAUUUGUUGCCUAAAAAUUAAACAUUAUUUUUAUUACUACGUAAUUUUGGAAAAUUAUAGGAAAAUGUUUAAUACAAAAUUUGUCUCCUUAUGUAAAAAGCUGCUUAUUACUUGUUGAUACCUGUCUGUUAUAUAUGCUCUUUUAAUAUGAUGAUAUGGAGGAAUUGUUGAAAUUAUGGGAUUGAGAAGUCUUUGAGAAUGAAAAUUAAAAUAAACGGAAGUCCAAUAACCUGACCACAAAACUUAAAUUUUGAAAAAACCCCGGACAUAGUAAACCGAUUUUCAUGAAACCUAUAUGGCCAAGAACACUCCCAACUAACUCAGCUUUCAAAUAAAAAAAAACUAAAUCUAAAUCGGUUUAUCCGUUCGGAAGCUACGAUGCCACAGACAGACACACACAGACACAGACAGACAGACAUGUCAAACUUAUAACACCUCGUCGUUUUUGCGACAGGGGUUAAAAAACGAUUUAUGUCGCUAAUUACCUUAGUUUAUUUGCAUUUAAAAUGCACAUAAAUAGUAAUAAAUAUUAGUAUAUUAAGAAUGUCUCAAUUAUUUGAAAAUACGAAUGUUAACUGCAAGAGUAGGUACCUUUUAACAGGCUUAUUAAUAAAAAAAGCUUAGACAAGGUAUGAAGAAACUUUUUCUUGUAUGACACGACAUAAGUAUGUAGCUAUAAGUUGCAUUUCUCGGCCCAUAACCUGUUAAGUGGCGGUAGGUAUAAAAAUGCUUGUCUACGCAAAGAUAACUCCAGCAGGGUAAAUGUGCCGAAAACAAGCUUUAGAUCCAUUAUACUAUAGUCAGCAGCUUUAUUGCUUAAUGAAAAAGUAUUAUAGACGUUAACUUGAGGCGCGUAUCUAUACUUAUUAUACUUAACCUACUUGAAAUCGAACGCGAGUUCCCAACUUUCUGCUAUUACUUACAGUGUAUAUAAUGUACCAUUUCGGCGCUUAUAUUAAACUGUGAACAAAUACUUACUACUACCGAUACCUAGACUACAUUAUAGUUAGUAGGUAAGGUACGGCAAAUCUCGACUGGGGGGCAAUUGUAACUGAUCCAUUUUUUUUCUAUCACUACACUAUUAUAUAUAAUGCUGAGUUCUACAUGUAUCCACUGAACACGCCUACCAUAUAUAACCGGAGGACACUCUAUUUAAUAAUGCAAACAUUGUAAAACAUGGAAAAUAUGGAUCAGUUACAUUUGCCCCUCAGUCGAGAUUUGCCCCGCUGUACCUUAUGUCAGUAUCUUGGUCAUUAUUAAUAAAAAAAUAUAAUUAAUGAGCCUCCAUUGUUUUCUGUUUUGGUACAAAGUUUUGCAAUAAAAAUGGCUUAUGUAGGUAAAUGUUACGUAGAAAACAUAUCAAAUGAGAUACCUGUGGUUACAAAUUAUAGUAAUAUAUUAUAUACUCAUGCUGGCAUUCAUGAUUUUUAUGUAUUUCUUAUUAUGUACAAAUACGACACACAAUAUAUAUAAUAUAUAUAAACCUACAGAUGAAAAUCAUAGUAAACUGUUAUGACAAUUAUUAAUGUUACUAUUCACAAUAAUUUGACAUUGUAGGUAAUUUUAAGUGUGACAUAUCGUUAAAUUGGUAGGUGUAUAAGUCUAUUUUGUAACUAGUCAACACACUUAAAUUUAAUUUAUGUUGGUGUCAGAUUGUACAUAUAAUAUGUACUGGGGGUGUGUAAUGAUUGGUAUAACUUUUUUUGGUAUA